UGCUGUGUUCCCGUCAGCGUUUACAUAACAAGGAACUGUGGUCAAGCAAGUUCUAUUUUUACCAAAACAUUUAUUUAGAUUUAUUCAGAUAAAUAGUCCAGUGCUUCUGGUAACUCAUGGGCACAUCAAUGCAGGUUUGUAAUAAUUCACCAAUGAUAUCUAUCUUGUUCCAGUAACUCUGUUUUGCACGUGACGUGGUCAUGUGAUUAUGUGUGUAGUUCAGGUUGGCAGGAGAGAGAACAUAUUUGUUCAGUUUCAGUGAUGGUGGCCAAGAGAUGUGUAUUACUCCUGCUGCUCAACAUCUUCUACGCCUUUUCUCAAAUUCCCCACGACAUUAGCUAUGUCGUGGGGUGCUUUGAGAAUGGGACAACUGAAGUGCAGUUUGAAUUUGACGCCGAGGAGGUUUUAUACGUGGAUUUUGAAAGACAAGAGGUUGUAUACACUGUUCCCAAAUUUCUUGUGCUUGACCCAACUAAGUUAUUUGAGAAUAUGCAUGUAUAUAACAAUGCUAUGAAAGCCAAGAGGGCGUGUAAACCACUUGUAGAAUUUAUGAAGGUAGAGGAGAAGAAGCCACCAGAGGAGAAAGACCCCCCUGAGAGCAUCCUCUACCCUGCAGAAGACGUUCAGUUUGGAGUUGAAAACAGCCUCACCUGCUUUGUGAAUCAUUUCUACCCACCUUAUAUAAAAGUCAGCUGGACUAAAAAUGGCCGUCCGGUGUCUGAGGGGGUGUCACUCAGCCGAUAUUAUCCCAAUAAUGAUCAGACCUUCCACCAGUUCUCAACCCUGACGUUCACACCGAUGGAGGGCGACAUGUACAGCUGCACUGUGGAGCACUCAGCCCUGGACAGCCCUAAGACAAGGAUCUGGGAACCUGAAUCGACUCCUCCCGGUCUUGGACCAGAUAUUUUCUGUGGAGUGGGUCUGACUGUGGGCUUGGUGGGAGUUGCAGUUGGAACAUUUUUAAUGGUUAAAGGACACCAUAGACAGUAAUUUCUGUUCUAGAGAGAUCAUACACAUGAAUUUUACAUAAACAAUCAGUUUGGAGAGGUAUGAAUAUCAAUGCUGCAGUGGUUAUUUCUAUUUAUGGCAACCAACUGAACACCACUCGCAUCUGUUUUAAAACCAGGGAGUGCAGCAUCUGUAGAUAAAAAUGUCUCAUUCUAAGGCAACAAAAACAUAACGAUUUCUAUAUUCAGGUGAUUAUACACUAAUGAAAACAUACCUAGGAAUAUUAUAUUCUGUUUCUGCCAAUAGAUCCUCUUAAAUGUGACACGCUGGACCUUCAAAUACAGAGUUUAAGUGUGGAGAACACAUUCGUCAACAAAAUAUUUCCUCACCACACACAAAGAAGAAAUACACAACUAAACAGUUCAUGUGUAGUUAGUAGAUGUGGACGGACCUUAAUACACAUUACGUGACAGACUAAUUUAUCUUUAAAGUGAGACUGUAAUCACAUUCUUCCUCUUGAAUAAUAAAUGCUGAAUUUAUAAGCAAAACACCCUUUCUCAACUCAGUACUCUCUGGGAUGUUGCUGCUACAGUCUAGUAGUUUAUGGUGGUUUUCAUUAGCUAUCUUUAAAUAGACAGAUGUCGUAUAACGGACAUUACCAAGUUCACUGAUUGUCUUUUUACUUGUGCACGAUUUAAAACAUUUCAUUUAUCCUGGUGUCACCAGUUGAGUGGGUUCGCUUUAAAUCAACACCAGGCUGUCCCUGAUGUUUUCUGUUAUGAUGACGAUGAGGCUCAUGGCUUCGACUACAGUGAAGUAAAAUUUUCAGAAAAGUUGCAUUGAUUGGACAAAAUUUCAAGGUCACACAGAAUUCACAGGGAUUGGUUGAAUGUGCAUCAAGUUUUGAUCUAGAGAGAAUCUGCAUCUGCAGCCUUUGGCUUUACAAUUGUGCCGUACUGUCCAAAAUCAGGAAAUAUAGUAAUCUACUUUUUAUUACAAGAAGCAUUUUUUGAUUUACACAUUGAAUGUGAAAGAGCUUUAUGAACUGAAUUAAAUAUUUUAUCUAAUUUAUCUUAUAUUUAAUUCAUUGGUGGUUCUGUUCUGCCUUCUAUAUCUUUACAGUGUUUUAAUUCAAACGUUACCAUGUAACACUGUCUGUCAGGUUCACUGUUAUCUGUAACCUUGAUAUGAUAUAUAUAUAUAUAUAUAUAUAUAUAUAUAUAAAAUAUUGAGGUUUAUACACUCAAUACUUAUACAUUAUUUUACUUUUGUAUAAAAUAUCCUUUUUUAAUUUUCAGUUUUAAUAUUAAUCAGGUAUUGUCAGUGAGAUUAAGAUCUAUUUUGCAAGAGUGACCUCAGUACAACAAUAUAACAGCAAAAUAACAAAAGCAGAUAUAACAUCAGAGACAGUCACAGAUAUCAUAGUGACGUGAUGUUAAAGUUUAAAAUCAGCCAGUGAGAUAAGACAUUUUAGUUUUAAAAUAAUCUGUAAUUUAUUCCAUUUAUAAAGGUGGAAAUGAGUGGAGGGCAGUCUUCAGUAUGUUCUAGUAUGACCCACAGGGGUGAGAUCUGGUUUUUGGUGAGCAGUAGUUUUUAAUUAUAGAAGAAAAGUGAUUUACUGAGGCUUCUUUUGCAGGAGAUAUAAAUUAAAAUGAUUGAAUGUAGUUGUCUUCAGCAUGCAAGUACGCAGUGGUGAACAUGAUAUUUCUGUAAUCAAAGGCAAAGCAUGAAUGAGAAUAAAUUAUAUCUCAAAAAGCA
Molecule: messenger RNA, 2706 nt
Organism: Dicentrarchus labrax (European seabass)
Lineage: Eukaryota; Metazoa; Chordata; Actinopteri; Moronidae
Product: H-2 class II histocompatibility antigen, A-U alpha chain
Exons: 4
Coding region: 262-990 (242 amino acids)
Biological process (GO): immune response; peptide antigen assembly with MHC class II protein complex; antigen processing and presentation of exogenous peptide antigen via MHC class II
Cellular component (GO): membrane; MHC class II protein complex
Molecular function (GO): MHC class II protein complex binding
Source: RefSeq, a predicted model, not a curated record